Molecule: messenger RNA, 4687 nt
Organism: Mya arenaria
Lineage: Eukaryota; Metazoa; Mollusca; Bivalvia; Myida; Myidae
Exons: 5
Coding region: 142-780 (212 amino acids)
Biological process (GO): regulation of apoptotic process
Molecular function (GO): protein binding
Source: RefSeq, a predicted model, not a curated record
AAUAAAAUGAUUGAAUUUGAAGCUCCAAGAAAAUAUUUAUGUUUUCUGAAUCUGUAUUCUGAAAUAAAGCAUUCUAGCAAAAGCUUGUAAACUAAAAUAUUGUAUAAAUUAUUUAAUACAAAUUAUUAGACAGUAAAAGGAAUGAGUAAUUUCACACGCUCUGGGCCCUGUUUUAGGGCAAAACUACGAAAGAUAAGGCCCUUCACAGCACUACUCCUAGAUGUCUCUCAGAUGUUGGAAGACAGCGAAUUGUCUCAUUUGAAGCUUGCGAUUUUGACAGAUGGUCUAGUGACGAAGAAGGUGUUGUCCGGGAUAAAGCAUACGUCCGACCUGAUUAGGCAUCUGAAAGAACUAGACAUUGUAAAUGAACAAGACACUGAAUAUCUUGAAAACGUUUUGCUCAAAAUAGGCCGAAGAGACGUUAUCAAGACCAUUGAGAAGUAUCAUAGAAAGCGAACAGAAGCAACUGCAAAUCAGACGGUGCCGAAGGUGAUUGCCCCCUCCGACUAUACACACAUCAAGUCUAUCAAUGCAAGGUACAUACCAGUGGAAACUGAUGUAUCAUGCUCAGACUUUCCACCGAGGCUGCUGAGAGGUGAAUUGUCAGUAUUAUCCUUGUCAACUCAGCCAGAAGCUUGCCUCCAUGCCGGGUCGAAUGAGUCGGAUGACACAAAAUCAAACUCUCAGGAAAGUGCUAUGUCCAUUGACUUCUCCCAGGAAAAUAAAUGCUCACAAAUGAGCAUAAGUGAUGAUGAGAAAUCAGCAUACAUUGCUGCUUGACACAUGUACUGUACAUAAUCAUUAUGUUCAUUUUGGGGGAUUUUGAAGCCCUUGGAAAAAAUUACAAAAUGAUCCAUUCAUAUAUAUAAUUGAUGUGAUAAAGUUUCAUGUAACAAGUGGCCAGUUGUUCAGCACUUUUUUAACAUUAAGUUGUUAGUGUCUUGUCUUUAACUUUCAAAUAUUGUUAUGGACACACUUGUGAUGUGCUGUUCUUCUUACCCUUAUGAGACAACUGUGCUUGUUUUAUUUAGAUAUACCAGCACAUCAUAGAAUAUUUCACCUUUAAAAAGUAUUAUAAAAAAACUAUGCAGUUAACAACUUAAUGAAAGUCUUGAACAAUUGGCCCUUUGUUUGUGAAUUUUAAAAAUGGCAAGCAAUAUUGGUAUAGGGCCCAAAUAUUGAUAUCUCUGUGAUUGUGUUGGCUUAAUAUAUAGGUAUAACAUUUGGUGCCAGCAACAGUGGCGUCAGGGGCAGGUUUUUCGAAACUUUUUAAGUCUGUUAUAACACGAUUAAGCUGAGCUGACUGUUUCUGUUCUUUAAUAAUUUGUAAAAAAGUUAAAUUUUUGGAAGUUAUUUAACUGUUUAUUGAAGUUAUCUGUCUGAUAAUCAUGAAAAACUCAUUUUUAUUUAUCAAACUUAGGAUAAAGUGAGAACUUUUGCUAAACAAAAUAAGCUACUUAGGUCUGUUAAGCUUAAGAAGUUUCAAGAAAUCAGGGCCAGCUAAUUUUUGUGCAAAAAAAUACUUACAAAUUUUUUAUUUGUUUAUGGGCAAUGUCCAAUUUAAUUAUUUUGGUCAUAAUGUCCAUGACAAGGUUGAUGGUCAGUAAAACAAAAGGUGUUCACCUUUAUAGAGAAAAAAUAACAGUUGGCUUAUUUUUGUGUAGUCAAUAAGUGAAGUAAAUAUCAUCCAAUAAUGAAAGUAGGUGACAGCAUUUAUGUUCACAAUGUCCAGGUCAAGCUUUAUUGUCUGAUGAAAUGACCAAACACCAGAGUGAUGCGCUUUUACAUUACAAGAUAGUUGGCAUAUAUCUUGUGCAGACAAAACCUUAGUUUUAAUCAACAAAUCAUCAUGAAACUUAGUGACGUUUUUUGUGAUCAUUAAGUCCAGGCUAAGAUUGAUCGUCAAAUGAAUCAAACCUGAGUCCAUUUUACAAUAAAAUGUAGUUGUGGACAAUAAGAUUACUGCCCAUUCAUGAUGAAACCUUGUGAUCAAGUUACACCAGAGAUCAAAGUUAUGCCCAUUUACUGUAAAAUAUGAUUGGCUUACAUGUGGUUUGGAAUUAUAUAGAUCGUACAAAGGUCUCAAUUUGCAAAUCAUUUUUGCACUUGGUAUAAUAUUUUGUUCAACAAUGAUGUGCGGGCUCAUCAGGUGACAUAUAAUUCUGUGAAAUGCUAGUCAAGAAAUAAGUGUUAAGAGUAUACUUACCAUUGUUGUUAGAUUCUGUCUUUUUUCAUUUUCUGUGUUUGUAAUUCUCAUCAUUAAGCAUAAUUAUCCGAAAGGAAACUGAUUCUUAGUACCGCCCUUAGUGCCAGAAUAUCAUUUAUAUUUAUAUUGGCCUAAGUUCUAUGAUCAGCUUUUAUUUUGAUUAACCAUUAUUGAACUGUAAGGUCAGGUUCUCUCAAACUGCCAUUUCUCAAUUUUCAUACUGGGGUAUUUAAAUGUUUACCCCUUGUAAAUGCUCAGCGUCAGUAUUUUGGCAAUCAUUUUCAUAUUGUUUGUUGUUAUUCAAACUGGUGCUCUCAAGUCAUAGCUCUAGAAAGCAUUUCUGGAUAUCAUAUUUUUAAAAGAUCUACCUAGUAUAAUGCUCAUCAAUAAAUACAUUUCAUAUCAAACCAGUUAUAAAUAAGUGAUGUGUUCAUAAAUUUAAGACCUGAUCUCAGCCAGAAAGUUACAUGAUAUUGGUAUUAAUAUUAAAAAUAGAAGAGAUUGUGUCCAUAGACAUUGGUUUAUUUUUUUGUGUAUUAUUGUUUAUUUCUUUCCGGUGUAUGUGAAUUCAUUACUGGGUAUAUUGGUGCUCCUUUACAACAUGUGAAGGUUUGAAAGGUUGUGAGGGGCCUGUUUCAUAAUUUUGAUAUUAUAAUAUUUGUUUAAAUUGAACUAGUUAUUUUUAGAAAUGAACACAAAAUUUAGGAAAUAGAGAAAAAAUUUGCAACAUUUAUAAAUGGAAUUAAGAUUACAACUUUUCGGGCAUGCUGUUUUUAAAGGCAUGCACUUUGUCAUGAUCUUAAUCAUGCUUUAAUUUAUUGUUGUCUAAUGAUAUGGUUGAUUUGUCCAUUGAUUAUGGUUUAUUACAUGUACACUUUAUGAUGAUUAGAUAAUGUAGAUAUACCAGUAAAAGGAGCCACCAGUUCCAUUCUGUUGUUUAGACUUUAAUGAGAAAGUCUCUCUAUCUGUCUUUGUAUAUAUUUGAGCUUUUUUAUUUGUUAAAUUGAAUUUAGCAAACAUGUUUUGUUUAUUAUAUGAUGUAAAACAUAUGUACAGUAUUGCAUACAUGUUGUGUACAGUCAUGUAUUAAAUACAAAAACUGUACAAGAAGAUAAAUACUAUUAUUACAAGGAUAAAACAAUAAGAGUAAGGGCCACACUAAACAAAUAGUUCGUUUGAUGUCUUCCCACAUUUUCAGGUGAGUGUAGGUCCUUUUUUUGGACUUUUUUUAAUUAUUUUUCUGCCUAACCUAUUAAUUCCAUUAUGAAAAUCAAAAGAAAUAUUAUGACCAUCUGACAGAAAAACUUUCACAUUUAUUUUUUGGGUCUGGAAACUAUUCAAUAAUUGAAGCCUAAAUAAUCUGUUGACUUAGUGCAAGACGGUUGUAACUUAAUAAGAAAUAGAAGGAUUUACAAUAGUAUUGCUCUAAGGCCUCGAUUAUUAUCAAACAAUGCCUGUUUUCUGAUUGUCAGGAUUGUCAAUGUUCAUAUGCUUAUUUAACAUGUCUUUUUAAACUUGUGUUGUCAUAUAAUUUAUCUGUGUCAAAAGAAUUGACAAAAAAAUGUUCAGAAUUGCUUGCUGUUUGUUUAAUCUUGAAGUUUAAUUUGCUUUGCCUGAGUAAAUGUUCAAACAAUUAUGAUGACGAUGAUGUUUGUUCUACAUCCUGUAUCAUGAAGCUAUUUGUUUAUUUCAUUGUUUGUUUCUUAGUUUGGAUAUUAAUUUCCAGGGGUUCCAAAGUUCCGAAUUCAACCGGACAGGAUCCAUCAGAAUCAAGAGCUUUUAACUUCAGACUAUUGUUCAGUUGUUAAUAAUGUUUUUGGCUCUGACAGAUAUUUGCAUCAAAAUAGUAAAACUAGAAAGUAUCAUGAAAUGACUUUAAAUUACUAUAGAAACAAUUUCAAGAGAUCUCAACCUCUUUAUCCUGCUUUUUAUAAUCCCUCAUAUUCAAACAUGUUCGCUUGGCUAUUUUCCAGGAUUGACAUUUAUCAGCUGUUAGAACUCCUAAUGAUGCAAAAUAUCUUUUGAUCUGGCUCCAAUUUCUUAGAACUUCUGAAGUCAGUUUAACAUGAUAAAGCCAAGCUCACAAUUUUUGCUUUUCUAAAAUUUGCAAAAUAAUUACUUCUCUAAGAGGUUUAAAUGGAAUUAUACUUCUGAUUAUUACAAUAAACCAUUUUGUGUUUAUGAAAAUCUUAUUUAAGUAUGUAUUUUGGCUAAUUAAAAUUAGCUACUUAAGCCCGUUUCGAAAAAUGAAAAAACAUAUAUAGGAUAUAUUGUGAAUGCGAUAAUGUUGAAUCUUUAUUUAUUUGCAUUGACAUUUGAAAUAACAAUGUACCUGUAGUUAUGUACGACUUUCAGUAAGAAGAACUUGCUGAUUCAUUAUAAUUGUUUCUUUAGUCCCGGUUAUGAAUGUGUUAUAAAUUAUUGUUUUUUUAUGUAUUUUCAGUUAAAUGUUCUACUUCAAAAUAAAAUUCCUUCAAGUGA